UAGUAUGUUUAAUAAAAUACAUUUAUUACUUCACACCUGUCUCCAAUAAGUCAAAAAAGAUUUGAAUGCGUUUCAAUGGAGAAUCCGCCUUUCUAGGCCACUCAGCGCCCCCUGCAGUAACAAACUGGUUUUUCCCCACAGGAAACAGUUAUUAGAACCGGUAGUCGCCCAAUGAGUGAGUACUACAAACGUGACGCAUGACAGCGAAUCUUUGAACUAUAAAAACCAUUUGAAAGUUUGUCGCUACGUAAACCGGACGCGUUUUUCUUGUACGUGAAUGCAGUUAAAGGAGAACGUUGUGUGACGCUUGAAUGAGAGUUACUGCUGUUGUUGUUGUGGCUGCAGCGCUUUAUUCGCGUAUUGUCUCAAUAGAGCAUCAGUGUUAGCGCCUUCAGCAGCUUCACAGUGAUUUGAUUCAUCAGAAUGGUCGUGUUGAAGAGUUUACAUCCACCCAGCGAGGGCGUGAGGCUCCAGCAGGCCGAGACCACUGCAGUUCUGGACGGGAAGAGACUGGGAGCAGGAACUCUGUUUGUGGCUGAAGCGCAUCUGUCCUGGUUUGAUGGUUCAGGCAUGGGUUUCUGUCUUGAAUAUCCUUCCAUCAGUCUUCACGCCAUCUCGCGAGAUCUCAGCUCCUUUCCAGAAGAGCACCUGUAUGUGAUGGUCAAUGCAAAACUGGACGAUGAAGCUGAAGCAGAGCAGCAGGAUAAAGCUUCGGAUGAUGCAGGAGAGGAUGAUGAGGAGAGCGACAGCGACAGCGACAGUGAAGACUCGGGAACCAUCACAGAGAUCCGCUUUGUGCCCAGUGAUAAAGCCGCACUGGAGCCCAUGUUCUCCGCCAUGUGUGACUGUCAGGCCCUGCACCCCGACCCCGAGGACGCCGACACAGAUGAUGACGACUAUGAGGGAGAGGAGUAUGAUGUCGAGGAGGCUGAGCAAGAGCAGUGUCAGGGCGACAUCCCCACGUUUUACACGUAUGAGGAGGGUUUGUCUCACCUGACGACCGAGGGUCAGGCCACACUGGACAGGCUGGAGGGGAUGCUGGCUCAGUCUGUCGCACAACAGUACCACAUGGCAGGAGUCAGAACCGACGUGCCAUCGGCCGAAUUUGAAGAUGGAAUGGAAGUCGACUCGAGCACAGUCGUUGGACAGUUUGACGACGCCGAUGUGGAUCACUGAUGAACUGCGUUUCUUUAUGGCUGAUUGAAGCACUUCUGUGGGGCAUGCUGGGAUACCGGCUAACUCUCAACGCUCUUAUAGUAUUUCUAUCUCUCCCUGUUUGAGUUUAAUGGGCUGUUUUACACCACGGCUGUAAAUUUCUUCAAGCCACAGCCUUGUGUAGCUCCCACUAAUCUAUUUUGUAGUUUUCCCUGAAGACCAAGUUCCAGGCUGAUCCUCCUCACUGGAGUGAUGUUGAUGACUUUGUUAGAGAUUUCAAUAAAUACAGCUGUUUUUGUACCAAAGCCUCUUUUUUUCCCAUAUUUGAUGUUUUGUUUGUUUCUGAAAUAUCAGGCAGUUGUUUUGAUAACCUGUUUGGUAAUGUGUUGAAGUGUGCUAAAAAUACUCAUUCUCAGUCAGUACAAGUCAGAUGUUUAUGAGACAUCCGUAUCUAAUCAUUUCCUGUGUAUUUCCUCACAGAAGAUGAAAUAUUUUAGAGGUGAAUUCAUCCAGCAGUCCUAUGGGUGAAUCUCACGAAACCUGUAAAGAAAUGUGACCUAAAAUCAAAGAAAGAUAUGAGAAAUAAUAUUCGGUUUGAGGAUAAUCAAACUUUUGAGGCUAUUAAGAUCCUUU
Messenger RNA from Labeo rohita (rohu), 1788 nucleotides. RefSeq names its product chloride channel, nucleotide-sensitive, 1A (gene clns1a). The transcript is spliced from 7 exons. The record is from RefSeq and is a predicted model, not a curated record. Gene Ontology annotation, cellular component: spliceosomal complex; cytosol; methylosome. Bases 424 to 1176 code for a protein of 250 amino acids. Gene Ontology annotation, biological process: chloride transport; spliceosomal snRNP assembly; mRNA cis splicing, via spliceosome. Lineage: Eukaryota; Metazoa; Chordata; Actinopteri; Cypriniformes; Cyprinidae.